GUCAGCUGGGAUCCUGCAGCAGGACACGCCUCUGGCUGAAUGGAGCGCGCCGUGCGUAAAGUCCGACCUCAGCGGAUACUCAUUUUUUUAAACUUAAUUUCACUUUUUCUGCUAAGUUGUUAAUCGACAUACUCGUCCGUUCUCUGUCGAGUAAAUGCAGCGAUGACGCGAGAGGAGGAUCUCAUCAGGAUAGCCAAAAAACUGGACAAGAUGGUGUCUAGAAAUAACACGGAAGGAGCCAUUGACUUGCUGAGGGAACUGAAAGCUUUCAAUAUGUCACUUAAACUCCUCCAGGAAACAAGGAUUGGCAUGUCUGUCAACGGCAUCAGAAAGCACUGCACAGAUGAGGAAGUCAUUGCUUUGGCAAAGGUCCUCAUUAAAGACUGGAAAAGACUUCUGGACUCGGGCCCCUCUCAGGAUGAGAAACCAGCAGACAUGAAGAACGGUUUGGACUCCAGCAAGACAGUGACGUCUCCUCACAGCUCCCCCUCUGACACACACAGCAGUCACAGAAACCUGGAUGUCAAACCAAAACAGGAUGCAGAUCCUGACAAAAGACACCCUGAUAUAGACAGAAAAGAAAAACACAAUGAUGAACACAAGAACAAAGAGAGACACAGUGAUGACCCUGGCCACGAGAAGCCCCCGCUGGAGCACCAAAAUGAGAAAAAUUCCCAAGAAAUCAGAGAGAGAGGAAGAGAGAAGCAUUUAGAAGAACUCCAAAAGCACAGAACCGUAGAAAACCACAAAGUAGACAUGGAUAACAAGAAACAAAAGCAUGUUCAGGACCUACAAAAUGAGAAACACAAGCCAGAACCAAGUCGGGAAAGGCCUUUUGAAGAACCAAAGAAGAUGCGACUCAUGGACGAAGUGAAAAAGGAAAAACACCAAGAGGAGUUGAAGAAGCACAGCUACUCAUAUGACACGAAGAGAGAGAAACACAGAGAGGACAGCAGGCAUGAGAGGCCAAUUAACACCCUGCAUCGAGAGAGGCCGCCAUGUGAGAAGCCUGCAGAUGUUCAUAAACCAUUAUUUGAAAGGAAGGACUCAUCAGACAGCAAAGUGCCAAAAAAACACUCAGAUGAAGCCAAGACAGAAAGGAAAGAUUCAUGUGACUCUAAACCGAUGCCUCCGAAAAAGCCCAGUACGGAAGUCAGAAAAGAAAAACAAAGGAAAGACUCAUGCGACUCGAAGCCUGGCCAGCCGGUGAAACGUCAGUCCUCUGACUCCAAACCUGACAGGCGGGAAUCUACUGAUUCAAAGAAAAGCAGCUCACCACCAGCAAAGAAGCUAACUACUGAAAGGAGAGAGUCUCAGGGAUCCAAGACCUCCCAGCCCGUACCCCCACAGAGGAAACCCUCUACCGACAGUGUUGAAAGAAAGAGCAAGAUGGAUACCCCUAAGUCUCCCACCACCCCGACCAGCCCAAUGUCACCCAGCUUCAGUUCUGCUGGGGGUCCGCUGUCCCCUCACCUCUCUACCGGAGAAACCAUCAGAGACAAGUGUAUUGAGCUGUUGUCAGCUGCUCUGCGCACCGACAACUACUACAAAGACUAUGGAACCAACUGUGACAGCAUGGCUGCAGAGAUUGAAGAUCAUAUCUAUCAGGAGAUCAAGGCCACUGACAUGAAAUAUAAAAACAGAGUCCGCAGUCGCAUCAGCAACUUAAAGGACCCAAAGAACCCGGGCCUUCGCAGAAACGUUCUUGCAGGAAGCAUUGAACUGAGCCGCAUUGCCUCCAUGACUACUGAGGAGAUGGCCAGUGACGAGCUGAAACAGCUGAGGAACGUUCUCACUCAGGAAGCUAUCAGAGAACACCAAAUGGCUAAAACAGGAGGCACCUCCACCGACCUGCUGCAGUGCGACAAGUGCAAGAAGAAGAACUGCACCUACAACCAGGUGCAGACACGCAGUGCUGAUGAGCCGAUGACCACAUUUGUUUUGUGUAAUGAGUGUGGUAACCGCUGGAAGUUCUGCUGAUGCCCUCCAGGUGGAACCAGGUUUUAUUUUUCUGAGCAUAUUGAGCUGCUUUUUUUCUAUUUUUUGAUGGGGAGGGGGGGUUAUAAAUUAUUGCAGCUUGUGAUAAAAGUGAUGAAGAGACAAAGAGAUCAAAGUGUUCUUACAAUUUUUACUUAUAUUUUUCAGAUUUAUAAGCAUGUGCUAACAAUCAGGGUUUGCUGUAUUCUGAAUGAAUUGAAGACUGAGCAUGAAUUUCAGUUUGAUGACCGUUGCAAUAACGAAUUAUGAUCAUGGUGCUGCCAAUUUUCAAACACAACCCAGUAAUCACCUGGACGAAUAUCAUCACAGCUGUUCACUCUGUAUAUAUCAAACUUCAAUAAAGCUGCUUUCAUCUUCAGCAUGACAGCUCGUUAAACUCAUGUUGAUGAAGAAAUGUAGUCAGUCUUC
Molecule: messenger RNA, 2406 nt
Organism: Notolabrus celidotus (New Zealand spotty)
Lineage: Eukaryota; Metazoa; Chordata; Actinopteri; Labriformes; Labridae
Gene: tcea3
Product: transcription elongation factor A (SII), 3
Exons: 16
Coding region: 163-1980 (605 amino acids)
Biological process (GO): transcription elongation by RNA polymerase II; DNA-templated transcription
Cellular component (GO): nucleus
Molecular function (GO): nucleic acid binding; zinc ion binding
Source: RefSeq, a predicted model, not a curated record